This is a messenger RNA of Sinocyclocheilus rhinocerous, 377 nucleotides long. Its product is annotated as microtubule-associated protein tau-like. Gene Ontology annotation, biological process: microtubule cytoskeleton organization; neuron projection development. The transcript is spliced from 2 exons. The annotation marks the transcript as partial. The record is from RefSeq and is a predicted model, not a curated record. Gene Ontology annotation, cellular component: neuron projection. NCBI's taxonomy places the organism in Eukaryota, Metazoa, Chordata, Actinopteri, Cypriniformes, Cyprinidae. Gene Ontology annotation, molecular function: microtubule binding.
GCUAGCGGUAGACCUCAUGCUGCCGGUUCAAAGAUUCCUGCCAUGACUGCAGUUGCCAAAAAUGGAAAAGACUCUCCUAAGACCCCGGAGACCAGUGGACACAGCAGCCCCAGCACUCCCAAAUCCCCUGCCAGCAAGGCUGCGGGUGGCAAGCCUCCAAGCACAGGAAAUGAAAUCAAGAAGGUCGCAGUGAUUCGCUCGACCCCUAAAUCUCCAAAGAACCGUUCACCCACAUCACUGUCGGCCGCUGCCCCCCUCCCUGAUCUGACGAGCAUACGCUCCAAAGUCGGCUCCAUUGACAACUUGAAGCACCAGCCCGGAGGCGGCCGGGUAAUUCAUCUUGAGUUGAUUCACUUUAAUAUUCUGUUUGCAGUUAG